Messenger RNA from Colletotrichum navitas, 757 nucleotides. RefSeq lists its product as uncharacterized. The transcript has a single exon. NCBI's taxonomy places the organism in Eukaryota, Fungi, Ascomycota, Sordariomycetes, Glomerellales, Glomerellaceae. The record is from RefSeq and is a predicted model, not a curated record. Bases 176 to 559 code for a protein of 127 amino acids.
UCUUCCCCUUGCUGCUGCACUGUCUUUCACAAUAUCCCGCCCAUUUCGUUUCUGCCGGGGGCAUGGUCAUCCGGCCAAUGCUGGGGGGGCCUGCAGAAAAGAAAAGAAAAAAGGGAAGAACGCCGCCGGCAAACGAUGCUUCUAGAGCUUCAGCUCGGACCUCUCAUCCUCGGUAAUGCUCGUUAUUACCGCUAUUAAUGCUCUCACGGCCUGGUUCACACGAGCACCGCUUGCUUGGUGGACGAGUUUGGCGGUAUCCGCAUUAGGGGUCGAAAUCGCAUUAGGGGUCGAAAUCACGAUUCCACAGACGGACCGUCAAACGACACCCGACAGACAUCACUGUUACAUCUGGACUACCACAUUGCAAUCGACGCCCUCGUCAGCGUCGGGCAACCGAGAUAUUGGCAUUCGUCUUGUCGCCGUCUUCCGGACAAGUUCGGCAUGCUCCUCACUCAUUUUAUCACAAGCAUCCCCCAUGCCGCGCCGCCUGCGGGGUCCGUCGUCAAGCCGCCCGCCCAACUUCCCUGAAUCAGAGCAAUCAAUACUUUCUACACUAUAAAUCCCUUGUCCCUUGGCUGAAGGCCCAGUGGAUUAGCUGCACAUUGAUCGCCUGCCAUCCCAUCCACUGCAACCAUCACUAACCUAACUUGAGCAGGACUGGAAACUACGCUCUGUCCUGCCUUGCUAGUCUAUGUGCGUGCACCGCCUUGAGCAACAGGAAUAGAAGCAAAACCAGGGCCAGAACCUCCCCGCGUGG